Messenger RNA from Dreissena polymorpha, 425 nucleotides. RefSeq names its product tonsoku-like protein. The transcript has 3 exons. Bases 123 to 425 code for a protein of 100 amino acids. NCBI's taxonomy places the organism in Eukaryota, Metazoa, Mollusca, Bivalvia, Myida, Dreissenidae. The record is from RefSeq and is a predicted model, not a curated record. Gene Ontology annotation, molecular function: protein binding.
UUUAGUGGAAUGAAACCUAUAGUCCUAACCGCGAAAAACGAAUCAGGAAAUUCUCGUUCAUAUUUAAUACAGAGACAACAAUAUGGCAACCACCAUUAAUUUCACGUAAUUAAACCUUUGAAAUGGAACCUCAUGAUAUUAGAUCGCUUAAAAAAUAUCAAACAAAGAAAAGAGAGGCUGAGAGGAGGGCUGAUGUUCAAGAUGAAGCCAACUAUUGUACUUUAGUUGCAACACUGUACGAAAAGUAUGGUCAAUAUGAGGAGGCAUUGGAAGAGUAUGAGAGGGCACUGCAGUUGUCUGAGGGGCUUGGUAAACAGAAGGACAUUGCCUUAGCCUGUCGUCUGCUCGGGGAGUGUCACUGCAAACGGGGUGACCUGGACACAGCCCUGAGGCUGCAUCAGAGAUGCCUGGACCUGGCAAUGUAA